Messenger RNA from Mugil cephalus (flathead mullet), 1977 nucleotides. RefSeq names its product zinc finger CCHC domain-containing protein 7-like. The transcript has 8 exons. Bases 449 to 1918 code for a protein of 489 amino acids. NCBI's taxonomy places the organism in Eukaryota, Metazoa, Chordata, Actinopteri, Mugiliformes, Mugilidae. The record is from RefSeq and is a predicted model, not a curated record. Gene Ontology annotation, molecular function: nucleic acid binding; zinc ion binding.
CGGAUAAAUCGUCACACAUGUAAACACAAGCGUGGAAGGAGCAACUUUUAGUUUGAGCUAUACACGAGAGCCGUAUUCAUUUAUAUUAGUGCAAGAAAUCUCAACCGAGGUAUUGUGGAUUAAGGCGAUAAGUGACCAAAGGAGUGCCUUAUUUUACUUGAUUUCUAAUUUAGCUACGUUGCUAACAGCUUCUUCUACUACUAGAGCUAGUUAGCAUCGCGUUGGUUAGCCAGAAACCACGUGUAUAAAUAUUAGAAAUGUUUCCAUAGGAACGCAACAAAUUAACGUUUCUGAAAGAAACACUCAGAACAGUGCAGUUUUAAAUCUAUAUGAGCAGGUUAUUAGUAAAAAAUGUUGCGAUGAACGAGCCAUUAGCCGCCGGUAUGUGACUGCAGUUCAGAUAGCGGGCGUUAGGUGGUGCUGUUCAGCUGCAGCGUUGGGUCAUACUAUGGACGGCGCUAAGGAAAAUGAAGUUGGUGGUGGUGAGGAAGCUGCCGAAGACGACCUCUUCUUCAUUGGGGACUCCAGUAGUUCAGAAGGAGAAAUUAAUUUCAGCCACCAGCACAAUGACAUGAGCUGCAAGCAAGCCACAAGACUCAGGAGGGAAAGCUCUCCACCUCUUCUCCUGGCCUUCUCCGUCCACUCAGCAAGAUCUCUGCAGGACACCAGCCUGUCCUCCAGUGAUGACUCACAGGAGGACGACGAGGAGGACGGUGACCAACCCAUUGAGGAGUGGAUGAUCCUGGAGGAAGAGGAGCAGGUGGGGGACUCGAGCAUCCAGCUCAACCUGAGCUACGGGAACAGCUCCGAGGAUGACUCUGGAGAUGAAGAUACAGAUAGAACUGACAAGAAUGUGAAACCAUUAAAAGAUAUCUGGGAUGUAUCAGACAAAGACAAGUACGGUGCCUAUCAGUCUCUGACCAGCCGCUAUUUCGCGCCCGGCCGCUUGACGAUCUGUCACGUCUGCAACAGGACAGGACACCUGGCCAAAAGCUGCUACUUCCAAAAACAGAAAUGUCCCACGUGUGUCCUUUGUGGGAUCCAGGGCCACAUCCGGAGGGACUGCCCGGGCCGCCCCUGCUCUAGCUGUGGACUGCCUUUCCAUGGCCUCAGGCCCUGUGAAAUGCCUCCAGUGUGGAACCAGCACUGCCAGCGCUGUGGGAUUACAGGACACCUUUCUGACGCCUGCCCCGACACAUGGAGACAGUACCACUUGACAAUCAGGUUAGAGGUUCCCCUCAGGCCACAGAUUGUGCCCAACGUCAACCACAAGAGAUUCCAUGCUCAUUGUUACAACUGCUCUAAAAAGGGACAUUUUUGGCAGGAGUGCACUAGCAGGAGGAUGGUCAGUGGCACUUUCCCUUCAGUGCCUUAUGUUUGCUGCUAUGACACCGUGCAGGACAUUCUCCAACGUCGUACCAAGAAAGGAGUCAAAGAGAUUAAGAGUCCUAGACCGCCGCCCCCUUCAGAUACGGACCAGUUGUCUGAAAAAACAGGGGAGAGUGGUGAGGACAAGGAAAGGAGCAAGACAAAGCAGGAGACAUGGAGUACCAGAGCUGGCAGGAGGAAGACGUGGCCAGAGAGGCGCAGGGAGAGACGUGAGGUGAAGCGACUGAGGAGGGAGGCCCAGGCCAUGCGAGAAGGGAGCCUACUGGGGAGAACUCGAGGUGACUCUGAUGAUGAAGGCCGCCACGCAGAUCCCCUAAGACACCGCCUGCACAAACAGUGCACCCCCCCUCCACAAAAGAAGAAGAGGGAAGAGACAGGUGCCAGAAAGAGCAAGAAAAGCAGAGAGGCAGAGAGGUGGAAGAAAAGAGGUGGGACAAAACGUGGGGAUUUGUAUCCCCAUGGUGACGUGGGCAUAGGAAAUGAAAAUCUUCUUUCUCCAAGACAAAGAGUACGCCACAGAAGAAGAUGAUGUGUCUUUUCUAAAUGUUUUUUUAAUUUACUGAUUUAAAAAGUGUCAUUGUUCCUUGA